AUGACGGCUGCGGAGACUCUGUAUGUCAAUGCCAUUGCAGGCGUCCGUGCAGCCGUACUCGAGACACAGAGAGCCAAGGAAGACGGCACAUUGGUAGCAUCAAUGCUGUUAGCCAGCUUCGAGCGGUACAACGGGAGUUCCGAGAAGACCACGAGUACGUGGGAGGUUCACGCCGAAGGUGUGAGCUGGCUUGUCGAGAAUCGAGGCAUCAACCAGACUCGGACAAGUCUUGGGCGAGCGGUCUUCCGCAAGGCUAGAGAGAUUAUUAUCGAUGCCGCAUUCUGCCGAGAUGUUGCCGCCCCUUCGUUCGUGAUCACGUACUCUCAGGCCAUCGGCCGUGACUCCAAGAGUGGCAUGGACGACCAGUUAGCGAUACUGGAGGCACGUGCCUCCGCGCUGUGGUCACGAUACAGCACAGGUGAGCUUGUGACAAGCCUGCAUGAGCAAGCUUGGACACUUCGGCAAGACCUGGAACUUUGGGAGCGCGAUAUGGCCAGCACAGACCCCGCUUGCAGAGCCUCUCAGGGAGUCCUGAGUAAAGUGCGAGCGAAUAUGUGUCGUAUAAUAGCAUUGAGGCUUGCUGCAGCUCUAUGCGAGAGACAAGCUCAGCAGCGAGAGGCGCUGGUUGAGCACUCAAGCCAAGAAAAGGUGGACUCCUCGAGAAUCGUCGUGACCGAGCUCUGUCGUAGUGUUUCAAACGUUCUACAAGGCUUCGCCGCCACAGAAAUCGAAGAAACUCCCACGAUGAGUGCCCUCGGCUUGGCGAGACCGCUCUACAUUGUCACGAAGAUUCUGGUCGACGAGUCAAGGCAAGGUAUAUCAGAUGGCUUCCUUCUGGAUCUGUUGGCUUCGCAGACUCGAUGUGCACUAAGGAUGUUACACCACCUUAGUCUCAAAGCUGGCGAUCAGUGCUCGGUACGGAUGUUGCAGGCCAUAAAGCUGCAGUACGGCAACGCAGAGCUGCGACAGGACCAAGACUCCGAAUUGGGCCACGAAAUAGAUACCUGGUGUUCGGUCGGCUCCGGUCGAAGUGGACAAUGA
Molecule: messenger RNA, 1041 nt
Organism: Recurvomyces mirabilis
Lineage: Eukaryota; Fungi; Ascomycota; Dothideomycetes; Mycosphaerellales; Teratosphaeriaceae
Exons: 3
Coding region: 1-1041 (346 amino acids)
Source: RefSeq, a predicted model, not a curated record